GGAGCAGGGCGAGCCGAUGUCUGUCAACCAGCUGAUCGUCCACCCAGACAGAGAGGGAGAGGGGAGGGGAGAGAGAGAGAGGAGUGACUACUGAUGCUCCAGUAAUCUGCACCGUGUGAGUCAGUGCUGUGGGGAGCAAAACAGAAACAGCAGCAGCAGCGUGAGACACGUUCCUCUCUCGCGAUCGUCAACAACACAGAAGAGCAGGAUGAGAACACUCAGCCGCGACACAUAGGAGGAAGUGAGCGAGAAAACAGAGCAGCUGACAGUACAGGGGGAACACAGAGGACUGUGGAAGAUCACCUGGUUGACAACCGUGACAAUCUACCCAGAAGAAGAGGAAGCUUACUAUUUAGUCUCGGAGGUAGCAGCAGGUUUUGGACCUGACGUGGUGCAGGGAUGUCCUGGUUGUCUCCGGUCCAGUGGGCCAAAUGGACAUGGUCAGCAGUGACUGGAGUAGCAGGAGAAGAGGGGCAACCCACAUCCAAGGAUGGAGAGGAGGACAAUUCAGACUCAGAGGGGACUUUUGGGACGCCAGACGCAGAGUCUCCUGGUGUUGUGAAGCACCUGAGCCAACUGGACAACUCCAACCACACAGUUACAAACCACUUUUUGGACAACAACUCCAACCAGGGGAUCGGCCCAGUUUCAUCCCCGGAUGUUGAUUCGCUGAACAACCUCAGCAGCUCCACACCCAACAACAACCGCAGCUUUGGUUUGGACCAGAACCUCAACCUGACCCUUAGCAACAAACCCAACCCUGGAGGGGUCCAUCUCCCCCAGCCUCAAGCCCUCCGGCCCCCAUCACUGUCCGUCUUCUCCCCGCUAAACAAACCCGAUCCUUCGGAGGUUGACGACGCGGCUCCGGCAGUGUCUGACCCAAACUCCAUCCCCGGUCAUGACAUUUGCGUGGACCCUGAUUUGCUUAACGGCAACAUGAACUCCAACACAAAUCCGACCUGCGAGACCAACGGCACAGUCAACACGAACUCCUGUAAAGUAAAGCAGUGCCAGCCAAUGCAAAAGGAAUACAGCGGACAGGUGAUAAAGGAUGACCACCAUGGAGGCCACGCCACAGACGAGGAGAAGCUGGCGAUCAGCGUCAAACCAGACAAGGACCAAAGCACUCAAGAAUGCCAUGUGACAUCAAAGCCAGAGGACUCAGACUGCUGCUCUGUGUUCGAGGACCCAUGCAAGCUGAAGAACAAAGCAGAGGGAGGUGAAAUGAAGAAAACAGGAAGUCAGGUCCUGGAUUCCAUCUGCAUCAGUGAGGCAGAAAAACAGGCCGUUCUCACCCUCAUCAGAGAAGAGAUCAUCACUAAAGAGGCAGUGGCAAACGACUGGAAGAAAAAGUACGAGGACAGCAAACAAGAAGUCAGCGAGAUGAGGAAGAUUGUUGCAGAAUACGAGAAGACAAUUGCUCAGAUGAUUGAGGAAGAGCAGCGCAGCACGCAGAUUUCCCAGAAGACUUUGCAGGCUGUGACGGCGGAGAAAGAGUCUGCCAUGGCUGACCUGAACUCCGUGGAGCGCUCUCUCUCUGACGUGUUUCGGCGAUAUGAAAAUUUGAAGAGCACCCUGGAGGGCUUUAAGAAAAAUGAGGAGGUGCUGAAGAAAUGUGCUCAGGAGUAUCUGGCCAGAGUCAAGCAGGAGGAGCAGAGAUACCAGACGCUCAAAGUCCAUGCUGAGGAGAAACUAGACAAGGCCAAUGAGGAGAUCGCUCAGGUGCGUGGAAAGGCGAGCUCAGAGAACAUGGCGAUGACGGCUAGUUUGAGGAAGGAGCAGAUGAAGAACGAGUCUCUGGAACAAGCUCUGCUGCAGAAGAAUCAAGAGAUGGACGAACUCACCAAGAUCUGCGAUGAGCUGAUUGCCAAAAUGGGAAGAAUAGACUGAGUGAGUUCCUCCGAUCCUCAGAGCGACGCCCUGUGCAUGAAGAAGCACCUUUCAUACCCUCUGCCAGCCCUGCCACACAGAGACUGCUCAUGUACAGAUGUCUAAAGUAACUUCCUGUAAACUACAAUUGCACUACUUGUGACCCGAACCACGACUGUUCUGUACAUGCUAAUAAUUGUUCUAGUAGGAACUGUGUUGUAUGUAUGUGGUCACGUUGUUUUGUUUGCCUGAAAUGAGGCCAUCUUGUGCUUUGCCCAUCAUGCCAGAGAGCAAAAACCUGCUUGUGAUUCAUUUUUAAUUCCCAGCGGAUUAACAGCUAAACUCCCAGCAACUCGUCGAGAAAUCACGCAGGCGGGGUUGUUUAGAAGUCACAGUUUGGCAUACAGUAUAUUUGAUUAGGCUUUGACGAGGAUUGAUUUUUUUUAUUAUAGCAACAAUCCAUGAAAUGUAUAUUUUGCUAUAAACUCUGAAAGAGAAAAAGCUCAGGGGUAUUGUGCGUGGCAGAAUGAGUUCAGGUUCAAAGUCAGGCUGCACAAGUAAUGGAGGAAAGGAUUUAUGAUUAUUUGAGGACAUACAGAAGUCCUCGGAGGCCUUGGUUAGUUCAGGAGAGAUACUGAAUCCAGAACGAGUCUGCACAACAUGUCAGUGAAUCUAAAGCUGCAAAUAAAUCACAACGUUGGCUUUUCUUAGAUUCUGGACCAUUUAAAUAGACAAAGAAGUAUAAUAAUCUGACAGUAGCAGACCUACCGGUGAUUGUAUAAACAAAGAGGAACUUCAUAAUGAGUAAAACACUAAAUCAACUCCACCACUGUACGCUAGCUAUCCUGUGUUAGAAGUCCUCAAAAACUGGAAAAUAUUAAAACAUGGAGACUAUAUUUUGAUUAAAGAUAUUUUAAGCGAUUAUACGAUUAGCAAGCGAUGCAAUAUGUCACGAUUCAUCACUGUGUUUGAUUGCCACUAAUCACCUUUACCUCCUACCGUGAAGUGUGUGACAGCUUUGUAAGACGUUUAAUCCGUUGCUUCUGCGUGAUGAAGAUGUGAGCGCUCAUGCCUGUAUUUACAGCUCUGCACAGGUUACUCAAGUCUGUUUCUUUGCAUGAUUAUUUUAAGAGCUUUGUUUUUCACAUAAUGCAAAUCGUUUUCUCAAAUCACUGGUAAAACUAGUUGUGUAAUCAUGACUUAAAAGCGGUUUGACUGAGUGGUAAAUGGGUUUCAAACACUCAGUUCUGUGGGUUCGAUCACUAUGGAAAACGUUGUAACGUCCGAUACCCCAGACACAAACCCACUGAUGUGCCACUGUUUAUAUUUGUGCAAUUCUAAUGUCAUGUUACCUCUCAGCUGGUUUGUCAGAAAAAUAUUGUUUUGCUACUUUUGCUUCUUCCUUUAAUUAUUAUUGUUUGUCAUUGUAAAUUAGGAAAGAGGAUCUCACACUUGUGUUGAUGCAUUGACUAACAGUGUACAUUUGCCUGAAUAAACAUAAAUAUAAUUUGUUCUACGUCAA
Messenger RNA from Eleginops maclovinus (Patagonian blennie), 3391 nucleotides. RefSeq names its product transforming acidic coiled-coil-containing protein 1-like. The coding region runs from base 400 to 1890 and encodes 496 amino acids. Gene Ontology annotation, biological process: cerebral cortex development; cell population proliferation; mitotic spindle organization. The transcript has 13 exons. Lineage: Eukaryota; Metazoa; Chordata; Actinopteri; Perciformes; Eleginopidae. Gene Ontology annotation, cellular component: cytoplasm. The record is from RefSeq and is a predicted model, not a curated record.